Molecule: messenger RNA, 1354 nt
Organism: Cyprinus carpio (common carp)
Lineage: Eukaryota; Metazoa; Chordata; Actinopteri; Cypriniformes; Cyprinidae
Product: hippocalcin-like protein 1
Molecular function (GO): calcium ion binding
Source: RefSeq, a predicted model, not a curated record
AUUGACAGCGGAGCAGAGCUGCGUGUGUGGUGUCAAGUCUCUCGCUCAAUGAUGAGGUUUCAAGUGCGCCUUUGAGAUGUUAUGGAGUCUGUAGAAUAUUCUGCAAUUUAUAGCUUUUUCGCUUCGCUUGUAUUAAAACAACAUUCAAACUUUUAGACUACAAGAUCGACCUGUACGUGCAAACGUACCUUAUUUAGUUUCUUGUUUGUAUAUACAAGCUUCUGUUAGUUUUUCCAUGCAGCGAAAAUGUUGAAAGUUUUGUGAGGACACUCCUUCUUCGGGACCCGACGGACCAAGACUACAGUUGACAAACUGAGGGACGUAUCAGCUCUGUCAUUUUCAUAAAGGGAGCAGCAAGGGUCUGGGAAUCAUCUGUGGGAGUGUUUCGUCAUGGGUAAACAGAACAGCAAGUUGCGACCCGAGGUCCUCAAUGACCUGCGGGAGAACACUGAGUUCACGGACCACGAGCUGCAGGAGUGGUACCGCGGCUUCCUGAAGGACUGCCCGUCUGGCCACCUAACGGUAGAAGAAUUCAAGAAGAUCUAUGCCAAUUUCUUUCCCUACGGUGACGCUUCAAAGUUUGCAGAGCACGUCUUCCGCACCUUUGACACCAACGGCGAUGCCACCAUUGACUUCCGGGAGUUCAUUAUUGCCCUGAGCGUGACCUCACGCGGAGGCCUGGAGCAGAAGCUCCGCUGGGCCUUCAGCAUGUAUGAUCUGGACGGCAACGGAUACAUCAGCCGAGCUGAAAUGCUGGAAAUCGUACAGGCGAUUUAUAAAAUGGUGUCAUCUGUGAUGAAGAUGCCUGAGGAUGAGUCGACGCCAGAGAAACGCACAGAUAAGAUAUUUCGACAGAUGGAUACGGACAACGAUGGUAGACUCUCUCUGGAGGAAUUCAUCAAAGGUGCCAAGAGUGACCCCUCUAUUGUCAGACUACUGCAGUCUGACCAAAGCACCUCUCGACAGUUAUAAACACAGAUCUUAAAAGCAGACAGGAAACUACUCACAUGCACACUGAAAAGGCAAGACUUUAAGUAGACAGGUAGUUUGCAUUAUUAAUGAUCCACUUGUAUUUUUCCUGCUUAAAAAAAAAAAGUUUCCUUGUUAUUGGGUGGUGACCAGUUUCAUCAGUAUUCCAGCCUGUUUUUGGAUUGGUAUUGUUGAGUUGUAAUAAUAUUUGGGCUCAGUCAGAAUUUUAAAGAACCCUUGAAAUCAAUUGGCAAAAUUCAGAAAUUUACAUUUAUUUAUAUUUUAAAGGGGUCAUAUGAUGGGAUUUCAAUUUUUUCAAAUUUUUCUCUUUGGAGUGUUACAAGCUCUUGGUGCAUUAAGAAGAUCUGUAAAGUUGCAAAGACUA